This is a messenger RNA of Chilo suppressalis (striped riceborer), 3242 nucleotides long. The record is from the annotation of a GenBank genome assembly. Lineage: Eukaryota; Metazoa; Arthropoda; Insecta; Lepidoptera; Crambidae.
UGGUUAAUAUGAUCUUAUAAUAAUAAAGAUGAUUCCAAUGGAGAUAACACGUAAAACUCGUGUACUUUUGAGAAAAUAUCUCUUUAGCCUGCACCGGCACCCAGUUCGAAGUUUUUGCGAAAAGAGCUCCAAAGAGACGGCGAGCAGGGAGGAAUGGCCCAGGCGCGUGGUAACGGGCGUGCAGCCUACGGGCGCGCUGCACAUCGGCAACUACUUCGGCGCGGUGCGGCGGUGCGUUCGGCUCUUAGACCAGGGCGAGGAUCUUACUGUGUUUAUAGCUGACCUACACUCACUCACAGUUCGUCAGGAUGCGAGUGUAUUACAACGCAACACGUUGGAGCUGGCGGCGUACUUGAUAGCGAGCGGGUUGGAGCCGGCGCGCUGCGUGGUGUUCCAGCAGUCGGCGGUGCCGCGUCACGCGGAGCUGUGCUGGGCGCUGGCCUGCGUGGCCACGCUGGCGCGCCUCUCCCACUUGCCGCAGUACAAGGAGAAGGCCAAGCUGUAUAAGGAGGUGCCCGUCGGACUUCUGCUCUACCCCGUUCUACAGGCGGCGGACGUGCUGGUGUACGGCGGAACGCACGUGCCGGUGGGCCGCGACCAGUUACAGCACUUGCAGCUGGCGGCCCAACUAGUGCGCUCCUUCAACCACCGGUACGGGGCGGCCCUGCCCGCGCCCCAGCCCCUGCUGCCAGAUGACGGCAGUGAUAGAAUAUUGAGUCUUCGCGAUCCAACCAAAAAGAUGUCGAAAUCAGACACAGACCCCAAGUCGCGCGUACUGCUGAGCGACCCGGACGACGUCAUCGAGCUCAAAAUAAGGAAGGCGGUCACAGAUUUCACGCCUCAUGUGACGUACGAUCCGGAGAGUCGUCCGGGCGUGUCCAACCUGGUGCGGCUGCACUGCCUCGCGGCCGACAUCCUGCCCGAGGAGGCGGUGGAGGAGGCCGACGGGCUCAACACGGCCCAGUACAAGGCGGUGGUGGCACGUGCUCUCGUGCGACACCUGGCGCCCAUCAGGGAGCGGGCGCGCCGCCUGCUGGCCGACCCGCGCGUCAUACACGCCGCGCUACAGCACGGGGCAGCGCGGGCGCGGGCGCGGGCCGACACCACGCACGAGCGACUGGCGCGGCUCAUGGGCACCGCCCCCUUAUAUACCACCCUCGCUAGAGACGGUGGUGGUGCGGCGGGAGGGGAGCCGGCGCCGGCGCCCCGCACGCGCCGCCCAGCGGACUGCGCGACCGCAGCACCUGAGGACCGACCCACGCGCGUUGCCAAUUAGACUACUCCGUGUGUGUUUGCUUUUAAAGUUUGCGCAGGAGCAACGCGUCGAUUUGCAAAAGCGAAGAGUGAUAUUUAAUGGUAGCCAUACACACUGCGAGAAAUCGUUACGAUUAAACUGUAUCGUCCGAACGGUACACGGUAGCGUGUAUGUUAUAAAACUGCAGUGUUUCCUAUGCGUACGCCACGUACGAUAAACUGUUCCGUUCGCACUGUAGUCUGAUCGUAACGAUUUCUCGUAGUGUGUAUGGCUACCAUGAGAGGAAAGAUUUAGUAAACCGUUUUGAGAUAGUGACUGUGUUGAUAUGUACAGAAAUCUGCGAUUAUUUGUUAAAUAAAAAAACACUAUUUCGACUGUGCUCAUGGACCGCUUCGGGUGCUUCCGGGGCCUCCCGGUGGUCCGCGAUCCCACAAUUGAGAGAACCCCUGCCUUCCAGGCGUUGUUCUUCCGAGAAAGAGCACGUUUGAAACCUAUUAAAAUAGUUAUUUAUUCAACUGUUGUAUAAUGAGGGAUAUUAAAAUAGACGAAGUCGAAUUGUAUACGAGACCUUAUCUACCAUCCAUAAUAUGCAUCCUCUAUAAAAGAUUCUAAAAACAGGGAAUUCUUCGAACUUGAAAUUCAUAAACAAUUUCAUAAAUGCAUGAAUGGUAAUGAUCUUUUUUAAAAUCCAUACGCAUGCAGCAGUGAAAAUUGUGACUAUCUGAUAAGUAAACGCUUGACGCGAAAGUGAUUUAAAAAGCAAAACAAGUGUUGUUACGAACUACAACAUCUGUUUGAGUAUUAAAAUGUUUUUUUAUUACGACAUAUUUUAAUGUUGAUAACAAACUGUUUUAGAAUCUUUUAUAGAGAUGUUAAAGCAUAAUUGUCGACAAAAAUGUUUCAUUUAAUGAGUUAUGUGCGCGAAAACAUAUUAAAUAAAGCAGCAAGCAGAAUUCAUAUAGACAAAGAAAAAUACAGAGCAGUGGAAUGUGUGAUUAUUUAGAUCUUUUAUUCUAUACCUUGUAGUUUUGCCUUCACAAUUCCGCCAAUGUUACGUAGAUGAUAAGUAAGAUCAGUACUAGACAAACAUAGUUGACAAGAAAGGAAAGAGGAUAAAGUAGUAUGAUACAUGCAGUUCGUAUGAAUGGAGAAAAGCUUGGAGACCAUUAUCCUUAGCAUUAGAGGCAUAUCUGUAGUCAACAGUUUUGAUCUCUACUGCUUUAUUAGAAUGUCACUAAGAUACUUGUCCUGAAAAGCAUCAAUGGAUAUGCAAUUGACAUUUAGUUACACACAGUAAAUGGCAAAAAAGUAAGCUAAUGGACCUACAGAUGUCAUGUAUUAUGGUAUCGAAACACCAUAGAAAGUAAGUGAUGUGAACCAGGGGCGUAUUUAACAAUUAGGUUAAUAACGAAUGCCUUUACAUGGUUCCCGUCGCCUUGGGCCAUGGCCCUCUUGGCCCUAGGGUAAAUAUAUCCCCAUGAUAACUAGUCUACGCUUAUUCCUUGUUUAUUAAUACGGGUUAGUGUUUUUAGUAUCAAAACACAUACAAGUCUUUAUAAUUAUCGUAGUUACAAAUACCGAUUUCUUUUUAGUCUAGGUACUAGGUACUUGGAGAGAUACACUAUGUCACUGUCAGUCAAAUACAGAGAAAAUAAACCUUAAAACAUGAUUUGGAAUACAAUUAUAACUUUUAAACCCUAACAUUUAAAAUUCUGUUAUUUUAUGUCGCUAUUUCCAAUUAUAUUAUCCAUCAAAUGUGUAAAUCUCAUUGCCAAACAUGACAGUUGUAUACCUGUACAAAACUCCCAUAGCACCCUGCCAUUCUCCUGUAAAACUUAACGGGAUGGUACCUCGGCCAGCAGCUCGCGUAGUGUAGGGCGCACGCACCUGCACGAGGUCCCUCAGCAGGUCGACGGCCUGCGCGACGGCCUCGGCCUGCUUCUCCGCGGCGAGCGCGGUCCGCAUGGCCGCCUCGGCCAGCAGCUCG